CCUCAAAACCCCCGCCGCCCUAGCCGGUCCCGCCGCCGCCGCUGCCGCCGCCCUUCGCGCCCCGGGCCGUCCCCCUCCCUCCUCCCGCCGCGGAUCCGCCAGACAGCGAGGCCCCCGGCCGGGGCAGGGGGACGGCCCCUCCGGGGCACCCCCGGCUCUGAGCCGCCCGCGGGGCCGGCCUCCGCCCGUUGCCGAAGAAGGAGCCGCCGAGCAGCAGCCCGAGGCCCCUGAUGUCUGAGACUAGCCGCCGCCGCCCCCGCCGCCGCCGCCGCCGCCACCGCGGGGAGGAGGGGGAGGAGGAGCGGGAGGAGGGACGAGCUGGUUGGGAGAAGAGGAAAAAAAGUUUUGAGACUUUUCCGCUGCCGCUGGGAGCCGGAGACGCGGGGACCGCUUGGCGCGGCGCUGCCCCGCGAGGAGGCAGGACCUGGAGACUCCAGACCGCCCCCCGCUCACCGCCUCGGACGCUCGCUCCCUCCCUGCCCCCUACACAGCGUCCCCCCCGGCACCCCCAUUCCGGACCAGCUCUCAGGAGCCGCAAACCCCGCCUCCCGCGAAGACUUCACCCCAGACCUGGGGCGCACCCCCUGGCACGCCGUCCUUCCCCAGCCUGUCUCCCGAGCCCCCGCGCAUCCUAGGACCCUCUCUCCUCCGGGGGACGGAUCUCUCUCAGACCUGCCACAGCUCUCCCAUUCAAGACGACCCACCUUCUGGUACCAGAUCUCGCCCAUCUCGAUUUUCUCCCCGGGAUAUUGAGACAACCCGUGUCAGAGCCUCCCGGAGACCUCUGCUUUCUCCCGGAGGGCUUCAGUUCCCGUCCCCCGAGACCCUCCUACCUUUCUCCGGGAGACCCCCGUCCCCUAUAGGGGCGGGGCCUCCCCAUCCCACCUCUGCCCUGUUCGCGCUCUCGGCAGUGCCGGGGGGCGCCGCCUCCCCCAUGCCGCCCUCCGGGCUGCGGCUCCUGCCGCUGUUGCUACCGCUGCUAUGGCUACUAAUGCUGACGCCUGGCCGGCCAGCCGCGGGACUGUCCACCUGCAAGACCAUCGAUAUGGAGCUAGUGAAGCGGAAGCGCAUCGAGGCCAUCCGUGGCCAGAUUCUGUCCAAGCUACGGCUCGCCAGCCCCCCGAGCCAGGGGGAGGUGCCGCCCGGCCCGCUGCCCGAGGCCGUGCUCGCCUUGUACAACAGCACUCGGGACCGGGUGGCCGGGGAGAGCGCCGAGCCGGAGCCCGAGCCGGAGGCGGACUACUACGCCAAGGAGGUCACCCGCGUGCUAAUGGUGGAAAGCACUAACAAAAUCUAUGAGAAAACUAAGGACAUCUCACACAGUGUAUAUAUGUUCUUCAACACAUCCGAGCUCCGGGAAGCAGUGCCGGACCCUCUGUUGCUGUCCCGGGCAGAGCUGCGUCUGCAGAGGCUCAAGGUAAAAGUGGAGCAGCACGUGGAACUGUACCAGAAAUACAGCAACAAUUCCUGGCGCUACCUCAGCAACCGGCUGCUGACCCCCAGUAACACGCAGGAGUGGUUGUCCUUUGAUGUCACUGGAGUCGUGCGGCAGUGGCUGAGCCAAGGAGAGGAGAUAGAGGGCUUUCGUUUCAGUGCCCACUGCUCCUGCGACAGCAAAGAUAACGUACUCCAAGUGGACAUAAACGGGAUUGGUCCUAGACGCCGAGGUGACCUGGCUGCCAUACAUGACAUGAACCGUCCCUUCCUGCUCCUCAUGGCCACCCCACUGGAGAGGGCCCAGCACCUGCACAGCUCCCGGCACCGCCGAGCCCUGGACACCAACUACUGCUUCAGCUCCACAGAGAAGAAUUGCUGUGUGCGGCAGCUGUACAUUGACUUCCGCAAGGACCUGGGCUGGAAAUGGAUCCAUGAGCCCAAGGGCUACCAUGCGAACUUCUGCCUGGGACCCUGCCCUUACAUUUGGAGCCUGGACACGCAGUACAGCAAGGUCCUGGCUCUGUACAACCAGCACAACCCAGGCGCAUCGGCGUCGCCGUGCUGCGUGCCGCAGGCUCUGGAGCCUCUGCCCAUCGUGUACUACGUGGGCCGCAAGCCCAAGGUGGAGCAGCUGUCCAACAUGAUCGUGCGCUCCUGCAAGUGCAGCUGAGGCCCCGCCCCUCCCGCCCCGCCCCGCCCCGGCAGGCCCGGUCCCGCCCCCGCCACGCCCGCCACGCCGGGCUGUAUUUAAGGACAUCUGCGCCCCAAGCCCACCUGGGAGCCCAUUAAAGGUGAGAGGACUGGUGGUCUCCGUGUCAUUGGGCGCCUACUGGGUCUCCCUCCUUCCCGUCGCUCUGCUCCAUCUCUCUCCGUCUUCCCAAGAAGACUUUCGUUUGCCCUUCACACAAACAUCAAGCACAUGCUGUGUUCCUAUAGGUGCCGGGGACCAAUGGUGAGCCCUAGUUAGAGCUAUUUGUCAAUCACCUUGGGCACUGUUCUAAGUGCCUCAUCUUCAUGAACUCAUUGACUCCCAGGGACCCCUAUAACACCCAUCUUACAAAAGGGAGGAAACACAAGCCUGGAGAGGUUAAGGGAGUAUUUCCUGCUCAACAGGAACCUAACUUUCUGGGGAGGGGAGACAUGACAGCAAAAAAUAAUGGUUCAGUGAUAAGUGGCAUGUAGACAGAAAAGCAGGAUGGAGUGAGAGAGAUGGCUUUGGGGAGGAGGGAGGCUCCUGGGAGGGAGUGGUGUUUGAAACUUGAGGGAAGCCAAGAAGGUAGUUUAGGGGAGGACUUGGGGGGAAUGUACUUGGUAGAAAGAGGAUGAAAAGCAAAGACCCAGAAGCAAUGACCAACUUGGGGCGUGCUACACCAUGAGGAAAGAGGCCAGUGUGGUUGGAAGAGGGUGAGCAAGGGAAGGGUGUUGGGAGCUGAGUCAGAUUGUAACAUUCACAGGCCAGAGAGUAACAACAGUUCUACUUGCCAGGUAUGUCAUCUCUCCAAGCUCCCUGCAUCCUCCCUGCAGCCUGACAGAGCAGGGGUUAGCAAAAUGGGGCCCAUGGCAUUCCUAUGGGCCCAUAAUCCACUGCCUGUUUUUGUAAAUAAAGUUAUAUUGGAACAUAGCCACACUCCUUUGACUAUAUA
Molecule: messenger RNA, 3080 nt
Organism: Sciurus carolinensis (gray squirrel)
Lineage: Eukaryota; Metazoa; Chordata; Mammalia; Rodentia; Sciuridae
Gene: Tgfb1
Product: transforming growth factor beta 1
Exons: 7
Coding region: 935-2107 (390 amino acids)
Biological process (GO): BMP signaling pathway; regulation of cell population proliferation; SMAD protein signal transduction
Cellular component (GO): extracellular region
Molecular function (GO): type II transforming growth factor beta receptor binding; cytokine activity; growth factor activity
Source: RefSeq, a predicted model, not a curated record